GACGCGCGCAAAAAAUCUUGCCUUUCCUCCCACACUGACUCUCUGUCUCCGUCCAUCCGCGCCAUCCCAUCAUGGAUUCCGACCUCAUAAAGUUGGUUAACAAGCUCCAGGAUACCUUCAGUAAUCUUGGAGGGGAACUGGAUAUGCCGCAGCUCGUUGUAGUGGGUAGUCAGUCGGCAGGCAAAUCCAGUGUUCUGGAGACCAUUGUCGGUCGUGAUUUCCUUCCCCGUGGUCAGGGAAUCGUAACAAGACGACCGCUCGUCCUUCAACUUAUACAUACCCCGAUACCGUCCGAGCCGUCACCCAACAACCCGCCGUAUACCGAAUGGGCCCAAUUCCUUCACGUCGAUAAGCGAUUCACCGACUUUAACGAAAUACGAAAAGAGAUUGAGCAGGAAACCUUUCGUGUUGCUGGUCAGAACAAGGGUGUCAGUAAACUACCCAUCUCGCUGAGGAUUUACAGUCCGGAUGUUCUCGACUUGACAUUGGUGGAUUUGCCUGGGUUGACAAAGAUUCCGGUCGGGGACCAGCCCAGCGAUAUUGAACGUCAAAUCCGUAACCUCGUUGUGGAUUAUAUCUCUAAUCCGAACAGUGUUAUACUGUCGGUGUCAGCAGCCAAUGUCGAUCUGGCUAACUCAGAAUCUCUCAAACUUGCACGGACAGUCGACCCACAAGGCCGUCGCACCAUCGGCAUUCUAACGAAACUCGACCUCAUGGAUGCGGGAACAAACGCGCUCGACAUCCUCACUGGCCGCGUGUAUCCCCUCAAACUUGGCUUCAUCGGUGUUGUGAAUCGGAGUCAGCAAGAUAUCAACGCUGAGAAAUCCAUGAAGGACGCUUUGGAUAGCGAAACAGAGUAUUUCCGUAACCAUCCUGCCUACCGCAAUAUUGCUCACAAGAAUGGUACCAAAUACCUAGCCAAAACACUGAAUCAGGUCCUGUUGAACCAUAUCAGGGAGAAGCUUCCUGACAUGAAGGCGAGGCUCAACACACUCAUGGGACAAGCUCAGCAGGAACUCAACUCGUUUGGCGAUGCCGCCGUUUUUGGGGACAAGAAUCAGCAAGGAUCGUUGAUAUUGCGACUCAUGACCCAGUUUGCGAGAGACUUCGUCUCAUCGAUUGACGGCACCAAUAUUGACAUCUCCACAAAGGAAUUAUCCGGCGGUGCACGCAUAUAUUACAUCUUCAACGACAUCUUUGGCCAUGCGUUGAGCUCAAUUGAACCUACACAGAACCUGGAUGAUCAAGACAUUCGAACAGCUAUCCGCAACUCCACUGGUCCACGGCCAAGUCUCUUCGUUCCCGAAGUUGCUUUUGAUCUUCUCGUGAAACCUCAAAUCAAACUACUAGAAGCUCCUAGUCUUCGGUGUGUGGAGCUGGUAUACGAGGAGCUGGUGAAGAUAUGUCAUAAUUGUACUAGCGUGGAGUUGCAACGAUUCCCGCGUCUUCAUGCGCAGUUGAUAGAGGUGGUAUCGGAGCUGCUAAGAGAGCGUCUGAGUCCGACAUCAGAAUAUACACAAAGCCUCAUUGCUAUCCAAGCAGCCUACAUCAAUACGAACCACCCGGCAUUCGUUAAUGGGACGAUAUACGCAAACCCACAACCCACACAAUACCCGAGACCAUCAAUUCCUCCACGGCCCUCGUCCGCCGAGCCUAUAAAUGGUGUCGCUUCUUCGGCAGACGAUGAAGACGAGACCUCAUCUGAAGAUACAAACAGCACCACUAGUGGAACCCAUGGUGCUCGCAGUGAUGGUCGCUCCGUGUCAAACACCAUCCAUGACCGCUCACGAACUACUCCCACAUUACCUACCGCCACUGCCAACUCUUCCACACCCACUCUCAACAAAAAGACCCCAUCUAUUUUGCGCAACCAGCCUCAUCGGCCGCACUCCGUCUCUGGCUCAGGCUCAUCAUCCUCAGCCAGGGAAACCUUCCUCAAUUAUUUCUUUGGCCAAAACGGACCUGGGCCUGUGUCUGGAGUGGGGCCACAGGAACGGCCAGGCAGUAAUACCAUUGUCCCUGUCGGACGGGAUACAUCGGGUGCGGAUCCUGCCAUCUCAUCUGGUUUGAUGGCUGGACGUCGUAAUCUGGAUGGGAACAAUGCCGCGUACGACAUGAAGAGUCUCGGGAAACAUAUAGAAGCCAUCUCUUCGGAACCGAAUCAUCUUUCUGCACGAGAAGAGAUGGAAACUUCGCUUAUCCGGUCUCUCAUCACCUCGUACUUUGAGAUUGUCAGACAGAGCAUCCUUGACUUGGUGCCUAAGGCAAUCAUGCAUUUCCUUGUGAAUCACACAUCGCAGCAGGUGCAAAACCGGCUCGUUGCGUCACUGUACAAACCGGAGCUGUUUGCGGAUAUGCUUAAUGAAGACGAGAGUCUCGUUGCUGAGCGGACGAGGGUGAAGGCUCUGUUGGAUGCAUACAAGGAGGCGUUUAAGACACUUUCGGAUGUUAACAUGAAAUCGAUAUGAAUCUACAUGACUUGGUCUUAUUAACGUUACAUCGUGCUUUGUUGUCCCAUUCAUACACACUA
Messenger RNA from Desarmillaria tabescens, 2530 nucleotides. Its product is annotated as Dynamin central region-domain-containing protein. Gene Ontology annotation, biological process: peroxisome fission; mitochondrial fission. Gene Ontology annotation, cellular component: cytoplasm; peroxisome; membrane. NCBI's taxonomy places the organism in Eukaryota, Fungi, Basidiomycota, Agaricomycetes, Agaricales, Physalacriaceae. The record is from RefSeq and is a predicted model, not a curated record. Bases 72 to 2468 code for a protein of 798 amino acids. Gene Ontology annotation, molecular function: microtubule binding; GTP binding; GTPase activity. The transcript has 11 exons.